GCCAUGGGGACGCCGAGUCGCUCCGAGGCUGGAAUCUCGCCCCCGCGGAUGCCGGAGUGCGACACAGAGGCCCGGCUCCAAGGGGCCUCCCUGCCUCGGGAGUCCCCCGAGGAGCCUCGGGAGCCAGAGGCGCCCAAGGCCCCGGCGGAGCUUGCAAGCGGCGGAGGAGCGGAGCAGCAAGCGGAGGAAGAAGACGUAGGAGAAGGCAGCAGCACCGAGAGCAGCCGCGACACGCCAGAGGCCCCACCUCCGCUGCAGAUCCCCGCCACGCCCCCCAUGCCCACCUCCUCUGGGGAAGGCGUCCGAGGGGCAGCUCCACAGCUUCGAGGGCAGCAGCUGGAGGCACUGACUCGCGUGGCCCUGAUGGAGCAGCGAGUAAAGGAGCUACAGCGCCAGAGGAAGGAGCUGAGGAUCGAGAUGGAGGUGGAGGUGGCCCUGCUGCGAGGUGAGCUGACCGGGGAGCGAGUGGCUGCCCGGCGGGAGGAGGAGCAGCUCCGGGAGCUCCUGGGGCAGCAAGCGGACACGGAACAGGGUGGCCGCGAGCAGCGGGAACAGGAACAGAGACGGCUUAGGCAGGAGCGGGACCGUGUGGAGGGUCUUCGCCAGAGACUCCGGAAGGCCCAGGGACAGCUCAACUCACAGCCAGAGGACCAGCGGGAGCGGCUUCUGCAGGAGGUGCAGGAGAUCCGGGAACAGCUGGAGGUGGCCCAGCGUGCCUACGAGGACAUGGAGUUCCAGCAACUGGAGCGGGAGAGCUGGCAGGAGGAGGAGGGUCGGGAGGGCCCUGGAGGCUCGGCACCAAACCCCAAGAUCCAGGAGCUUCAGGCCAGUGUGGCACAGCACAGGUGACUUGGUUGUUGGGGUAACUUGCAGCGCCGGAUCCAGGUCUUAGAGGAGCAGCUCAAGUCACUGGGGGAGCAGAUGGCGGCUGAGAGCCGGGGGCUGAGCCGGAAGAAGGAGGAGGCUCUUCAGGCCCUGACUCAGGAGCGGAGCCGACUGCUGGAGCUUAAUCACCUUCAGGGAACACCUGGCAGGGACUUCUCUGAGCCCAACCAGGCCCUUACUAAGCUCCUGUUCACCCAGAAGACAGACCGCCAGUUGGUGGUGCUCCAGGACCCCACUGCCCACACUGCUGCCACCACUACCUCAUCCUGCCUCUUCUCUGUUCACAGCUCCCUGCAGGGCUCCAUUGGCCUCCAGAGGACCGGAAGCCUGCCCCGGAGGAGGGGAGAGAGGGCGAGCCAGAGAGGAUCCCCCCAACCUCUGUCCCUCCGUUGUACUGGACCCCUGGAGGCCUCAGCUGUUUCGCCAGCAGCAGGAGAUUCUGGGAGACACCCCCUCUAUCAGCUGCUGAACUGUGGCCCUGGGAAUAGCUGUGGGGCCGUCCACCCAGACAUCGCUCGCAUGGAGCGGCUCCUGCAGCAGGCUGUGGCAGAGAGGGAGCGGCUGCUCAAGGCCAGGGAAGGGACAAGAAGGAGCACAGAAGGUUCCGCGGGCCCCGCUGUUCCUGCCAUCAUGCCCCCACCCACACCCCCAGCCCACCCUCCAGGCCCCCGCGUCUUGGAUCUCCAGCAGCACCUGGAACGAUGGGGCCACAACCCAGAAAACUGCCCGCAGGUGCGGGUGUCAGGGGGCUGCUGCCGCGGACCCCUGGUCAAGAUGGGAGGCCGCAUCAAGACCUGGAGGAAGCGAUGGUUCUGCUUUGACCGCCAGGCCCGCCGCCUGGCCUACUAUGCAGACAAGGAAGAGACCAAGCUCAAAGGCGUCAUCUACUUCCAGGCCAUCGAGGAAGUCUAUUACGACCACUUACGCUGUGCCUUCAAGAGCCCCAGCCCCCGCCUGACGUUCUGCGUCAAAACCUACGAGCGCCUUUUCUACAUGGUGGCCCCAAGCCCGGAAGCCAUGCGCAUUUGGAUUGACGUCAUUGUGACCGCAGCCGAUGAGAACCACGCCCCCUGA
Trichechus manatus latirostris (Florida manatee) is the source of this 1959-nucleotide messenger RNA. RefSeq names its product pleckstrin homology like domain family B member 3 (gene PHLDB3). The transcript has 15 exons. The record is from RefSeq and is a predicted model, not a curated record. NCBI's taxonomy places the organism in Eukaryota, Metazoa, Chordata, Mammalia, Sirenia, Trichechidae.